CGAUUUUCCCGCUACAAAGUCCAUUUGGCUCGCGGGGAAUGCCAAGCUGCCUGUCGCCUCCUUGUGCUGCCAUCCAUACACCGCAGAGCAGAAUGCCAGUCCGCAAUAUAUGGCGCCAUGCCCUCCAAGGGGAACUGCAGCUGAUCAUUGGCCCCAUGUUCAGCGGCAAAAGCACAGAGCUCAUUCGGCGCAUGCGACGAUACCAGCACGCACAACUCAAGUGCAUGGUUGUGAAAUCUAAGAUCGACGAUCGCUACACGAAUGAAUCGCUGGUGAGCACCCACGAUCGGCAAAUGAUGAAGGCAAAUCCCCUCAAGCGCCUCGAAGAUAUGGGGGAGGAAUUCAUGCAAUAUGACGUGAUCGGGAUCGACGAGGGCCAAUUCUUUGCCGACCUGCAUUCGUUCUGCGAUGUCGCUGCCAACCGAGGCAAGAUCGUCAUUGUCGCUGCCUUGGAUGGGACAUUUGAACGCAAGCCAUUCCAGCAUGUCUGUGACUUGAUUCCGCGCGCUGAGAGCGUGACAAAGCUCAGUGCAGUGUGUGCCAUUUGCGGCAGCGACGCUGCUUUCACACGUCGUUUGGUGAGCAGCACGGCCGUGGAGUUGGUUGGGGGCAGCGAGGCCUAUCAACCCGUGUGUCGCAAUUGCUUCACGACUCCGUUGGCCACCAAGGACGACGAGAUGAAUUAAUCCAAUGUAUGCAUUCGGGACGUAUACGACUAUCCAAACACGGCUCGCAAAGCCACUUGGGC
Molecule: messenger RNA, 748 nt
Organism: Aphanomyces invadans
Lineage: Eukaryota; Oomycota; Saprolegniomycetes; Saprolegniales; Verrucalvaceae
Exons: 7
Coding region: 39-686 (215 amino acids)
Biological process (GO): thymidine metabolic process
Molecular function (GO): thymidine kinase activity; ATP binding
Source: RefSeq, a predicted model, not a curated record